Messenger RNA from Pantherophis guttatus, 2120 nucleotides. Its product is annotated as solute carrier family 22 member 2-like. The record is from RefSeq and is a predicted model, not a curated record. Lineage: Eukaryota; Metazoa; Chordata; Lepidosauria; Squamata; Colubridae. Gene Ontology annotation, molecular function: transmembrane transporter activity. Gene Ontology annotation, cellular component: membrane. Gene Ontology annotation, biological process: transmembrane transport.
UGCAAGAAUGCCAACCUUAGAUGAUAUUCUAGAGCACAUUGGAGAGUUUGAUUUGUAUCAGAAAAGAGCAUUUUUUGUCCUGUGUUUGCUGUCUGCUGCCUUCACACCCAUCUACGUUGGUAUCGUUUUCUUAGGUUUUACUCCUGAGCAUCGUUGCCGGACAGCUGGUCUUCCUGAAUUAACAGCCAGAUGUGGCUGGAGCCUUGAAGAGGAGCUGAAUCAUACCUUUCCAAAGAAAGAAACUCAUGGAGAUGCUUUCAUUAGUCAGUGCCAGAGAUACAAUGUGGAUUGGAAUGUAUCUGGGCUCAACUGCACAAAUCCAAUUAAUUUUUUCACUGCAGAUAGCAACAUCAGCCACGUACCUGUUGUUGCAUGCCAAGAUGGUUGGCUUUAUGAUUUCCAUGGAUCAUCCAUUGUGACUGAGUUUAACUUGGUAUGCAAAGACGCCUGGAAACUGGAUCUAUUUCAAUCGUGUGUGAAUGUGGGCUUUUUUCUUGGUUGCGUAAGCAUCGGUUACCUGGCGGACAAGUUUGGCCGAAAACGGUGCUUACUGAUUAUCAUCCUAAUAAAUUCAAUCUCCGGUGUUCUUGUGGCUGUUGUCCCUAGUUACACAUGGGUAGUGGUUUUUCGCUUGAUACAAGGAUUGGUCAGCAAAGGAGGCUGGUUAACAGGAUAUAUCUUGAUUGCAGAGUUUGUUGGUCUGAACUAUAGAAGAACGGUUGGUAUUGUUUAUCAAGUGGCCUUCUCUGUUGGACUCCUCAUACUUGCUGCUCUAGCUUAUGGAAUUCCUCACUGGAGAUGGCUUCAACUUGCUGUCACAUUGCCAAAUUUCUUCUUUUUGCUCUAUUAUUGGUGUCUUCCAGAAUCUCCAAGAUGGUUGAUAGCCCAGCAGGAAAAUGACAAAGCCCUGAAAAUUAUUAAACGUAUUGCCAAGGGGAACCAAAAGAAGCUGCCACCAUCCAUGGAGAAACUUCGGCCUGAGGAAGAAAUGAGCGAUAAACCUAAUCCUUCCUUUAUAGACCUGGUGAGAACACCACAGAUAAGGAAACAUACAUUAAUCUUAAUGUACACUUGGUUUACCAGCGCUGUAGUGUAUCAGGGCCUCAUCAUGCAUCUGGGAAUCGGCGGAGGCAACAUUUACCUGGACUUUUUCUAUUCUGCUCUUGUGGAAUUCCCUGCUGCCAUCAUACUCAUAGUCACAGUUGACCGCAUAGGCCGCCGUUUUCCUUGGGCUGUGGCAAAUUUUAUGACAGGAAUCGCCUGUCUCAUUACUGCCUUAGUUCCGGAAGAUUUCUAUUGGCUAAAAAUGACUGCAUCUUGCUUUGGCAGGCUGGGUAUUACAAUGUGCUAUGAAAUGGUUUGCUUAGUCAAUGCAGAGCUCUACCCAACCUUCCUCAGGAAUCUGGGGGUUCUUGUCUGCUCUUCCAUGAGUGAUAUUGGAGGGAUCAUAACUCCGUUCAUUGUCUAUAGGCUGGCAAAUAUUUGGCACGAGCUUCCGCUUAUUGUCUUCGCUGUCAUUGGCCUUGUGGAUGGUGGUCUGGUGUUGCUCUUACCUGAAACCAAAGGGAAAACUUUACCUGAGACUAUUGAUGAUGCUGAAAAUCUGCACAGACCAGGGAGGCCCAAAGAAAAAAUGAUUUAUCUUCAUGUGCAGAAUUCAGAUGUGUCAAUUUACUGAAGAACAACUGUGUUCCCCACAAAUGUCCAUGGAUGCAUAAGGAGAGAAAAGCAAAAUGGUGGAGACAAACAUAACUCUUCAUGGGGGCUCUGAAGUCUUUAAACAUUCGAUAUCCUCUGCUUUUUGUGUGCAGCUUUGACUGUGAUAUAUUCCAGAGAAUUCUGUGGUCCUGGCAAACAUUUUAAAGUCUUCCCCAGGGUGGUCCCCUUUAGUUAUGUAAUCUGUCUUGAAUUUCUCAGAUUGGAGAAACCGGGCUAGGGACAGUGCCUAUUAGUAGGCCAAAAUGUAACAUGCAAAUUAUGGCCUUCAUAUGUAUAUUUAUAUAAGCAGCAUUGAGUCUAAUAAGCCCUAAAUAAAAUUAAGGAGCCAUACGUGGAGAUACCCCUCAUUCAAAUGGAGAUACUUUUGUGUAAUGUAACAUAAAAUAUGACCGAGAAAUUGA